AUGAUUAUCCUAUAUCCGAUAGUAUUACUUGUUUGUGCGUUGUAUUACUACGCUACCAAAAAUUACAAUUAUUGGAAAAAAAGAAAUGUGCCAUAUAUCAAGCCUUUACCAUUUUUCGGUAAUUAUGCAGAAUAUAUAUUAUUUAAGAAAACUGGACCACAAGUGGCGCAUGAAAUUUGUGAAAAGUUUCCAAAUGAACCAUACGUUGGAGUAUACUAUGGUACAGAUCCCGCUUUAAUCGUCAAGGAUCCUAAUAUUAUAAAGCUGGUGAUGACUAAAGAUUUUUAUUAUUUUAAUCAACGUGAAAUAUCCGGACAUCUCCAUAAAGAAGUAAUAACACAAAAUAUGUUUUUUUCUGGCGGUGACAGAUGGAAAAUUUUACGUCAAAACAUGACUGCGUUGUUUUCUUCUGCAAAACUUAAAGCCAUGUUCUAUUUAAUUGAAAACUGUGCAACGAAUUUAGAUAAGUUGUUAAACGAAGAAGUGAAAAUGACGACAACCUUAGAAGUAAAGUCACUCCUAGCAAGAUAUACAAUGGACUGUAUAGGAACAUGUGCAUUUGGUGUCCACACCGGUACACUGGAAAGUCAUUCAAAAAUUAACCCUUUUGCAGUAAUUGGAGAUAAGAUAUUUGACUCCUCAAAUUAUGGUGGAUUUAGACUCGUCACUCGCGCAAUGUGGCCUGAUAUUUUCUACUCUUUAGGAUUUCAAUUGUUCCCAGAAAGUAUAAGCAUUUUUUUUAAAACUUUGCUCACGGAUGUAUUCAAAAGUCGUCAGAAUAAAGCGUCAUCACGGAAUGACUUUGUAGAUCUCCUUCUGACUUGGAAAACUAACAAAUACUUAGUUGGAGAUAGUAUGUCAAAUAUAAAAUCAAGCCAAAAUGAUAAAAAAACGACAGAAUUAGAAAUCGAUGAUACAUUACUGAUUGGCCUUUGUACGUUAAUAUUUUCAGCUGGCUAUGAAACAACAUCCUCUACGACGAGCUAUUUAUUAUUUGAAUUAUCAAAAAAUCAAGAAGCUCAGACUAGAGUAAUCGAAGAAGUUGAUGAUUACUUUCGAAGACACGAUGGGAAAAUAGAAUACGAGUGCAUUAACGAGAUGCCCUACCUCCAAGCUUGUAUAGAAGAAACUGAACGACUGUAUCCCGUUUUAGGAACCCUUACUCGGGAAGUUUCAGAAGAAUAUACCUUACCAUCAGGUCUUUGCUUAGAAAAAGGCAUGCGUAUUCAUAUACCAGUAAACUAUCUUCAUUACAACUCAGAAUACUUUCCAAAUCCCGAAGAAUUCCGACCGGAACGCUUCUUUGGUAAUGAAAGGAAAAACGUUAAACAAUUUACCUUUAUGCCCUUUGGAGAGGGACCAAGGAUAUGUAUAGAAUAUAUAUUAUUUAAGAAGACUGGAGCACAAGUGGCGCAAGAAAUUUGUAAAAAGUUUCCAAAUGAACCAUACGUUGGGGUAUACUAUGGUACGGAUCCCGCUUUAAUCGUCAAGGAUCCUAAUAUUAUAAAGCUGGUGAUGACUAAAGAUUUUUAUUAUUUUAAUCAACGUGAAUUAUCCGGACAUGUCCAUAAAGAAAUAAUAACACAAAAUAUGUUCUUUUCUGGUGGCAACAGAUGGAAAAUUUUACGUCAAAACACGACUGCGUUGUUUUCUUCUGCAAAACUUAAAGGCAUGUUCUAUUUAAUUGAAAACUGUGCAACGAGCUUAGAUAAGUUGUUAAACCAAGAAGUGAAAAUGACAAAGACCUUAGAAAUAAAGUCACUUUUAGCAAGAUAUACCAUGGACUGUAUAGGAUCAUGUGCAUUUGGUGUCCACACCGGUACACUGGAAAGUCAUUCAAAAACUAAUCCUUUUUCAAUAAUUGGGGAAAAGAUAUUUGACUCUUCAAAUUAUGGUGGAUUUAGACUCAUCACUCGCACAAUGUGGCCGGAAAUUUUCUACGGUUUACGAUUUCAAUUGUUCCCAGAAAGUAUAAGCACUUUUUUUUUAAGUUUGCUCACUGAUGUAUUCAAAAGUCGUCAGUAUAAAGCAUCAUCACGAAAUGAUUUUGUGGAUCUCAUUCUGACUUGGAAAAAUAAAAAAUACUUAGUUGGAGAUAGCAUGUCGAAUAUGAAAACAAGCCAAAACGAUAAAAAAGUAGUGGAAUUAGAAAUCGAUGAUACAUUAAUGAUAAGUUUUUGUGUAUUAUUUUUCGCAGCUGGCUUUGAAACAACAUCCAUUACGACGAGCCUUUUACUCUUUGAGUUAUCAAAAAAUCAAGAAGCUCAGACUAGAGUAAUCGAAGAAGUUGAUGAAUACUUUCAAAGGCACGAUGGGAAAAUCGAAUUCGAGUGCAUUAACGAGAUGCCCUACCUCCAAGCUUGCAUGGAAGAAUCUGGACGACUCUAUCCUGUUUUAGGAAUCCUUACUCGGGAAGUUUCAGAAGAAUAUACUUUACCAUCAGGUCUUUGCUUAGAAAAAGGCAUGCGUAUUCAUAUACCAGUAAACUAUCUCCAUUACAACUCAGAAUACUUUCCAAAUCCCGAAGAAUUCCGACCAGAACGCUUUUUUGGUAAAGAAAGGAAAAACGUUAAACAAUUUACCUAUAUGCCCUUUGGAGAGGGGCCAAGGAUAUGUAUAGGUCUUCGUUUCUCCAAAAUGCCAAUGAUUGCAGGACUUUUAACAAUAUUCAGGAAGUAUCGAGUCGAAUUAAGCAAUAAUAUGGCCACAAAAGUGACGUUCGAUCCGCGAUCAAUCGUUUCCAACCAACCUUUUGGUGGAAUUCAUUUAAAUUUCAUCCCACGUCAGAUUAAU
Molecule: messenger RNA, 2793 nt
Organism: Brenthis ino (lesser marbled fritillary)
Lineage: Eukaryota; Metazoa; Arthropoda; Insecta; Lepidoptera; Nymphalidae
Source: the annotation of a GenBank genome assembly